AUGCCACAAUGUUGGGCUAACUUAUCUUACAUAAAGGUUGCAAUAUUAUCAUCUAAUAAGCUUUUGGGGCCCAUUCCAAGCUCCAUUGGUGGAGCUUACUCGUUGGGAUGGUUGCAACAGAGUAACAACAGUUUUAUAAGGCAACACCCCCAAAAUUUGGAGAAUUGCACCCAGUUAAUGGGUUUGGAUAUUGGAGACAACAAGUUACCAGAGAAAGUUCCGGAAUGGAUUGGAAACAAUAUGCUUAAUCUGGCAAUUCUUAGGCUAAGUUCCAGAGAGCUUAUCAAAGUUGACCUUUUGAGUAAUUUGAACUUGUCCAACAACAAUUUGUCUGGGAGUAUUCCGAAUGGACCUCAACUUCAAAAACUCAACAGAAGUUCGGAUUAUGAGGGAAACCCUGGACUAUGUGAAGCUCUAUUGGCCCAACAAUGCGAAGUUAAUAGAACAUCGUCGAAAGGUAAAAAUGGUGGGGAGCAUGGUGAUGAUGGAAAUGCAGUCCAUAAGUUAUACCUUUAUGACUUUGUAGUUGGUGGUUUUGCCCCUGGAUUAUGGGGUUACUUUGGUGUUUUGAUCUUCAAAAAGAGUUGGCGACAGGCUCUAUUUGGGUGGAUGGGUGCUCUAUUGAAGAAAAUGAUGGGGCGGAGUUAG
Molecule: messenger RNA, 648 nt
Organism: Striga hermonthica
Lineage: Eukaryota; Viridiplantae; Streptophyta; Magnoliopsida; Lamiales; Orobanchaceae
Source: the annotation of a GenBank genome assembly